AUGAAUUUCCAGAGCUGGCUUGCCUUCCCAUUGUGGGUAUUGCUGUGCUGUCUUCUUCAGACAUCUGCCAUUCAACACGCUACAUCUCACAACUGCACCAGUGAUGGUUAAAGGAUAUCCUUCAGCCACUCCUGCAAAACUGACCUGCCCACUUUCUCCCAGAUUAAGGUGGAAGCAGAUCCAUUACAGCAUGAACACAACAGUGAUGUGCAGCUAGAUCCUGGGGAAGCCAAGGAAAAUGAAGAGCAGAAUAUAAUCUUUAGGCGCAACAUCCAUCUGCAUGCAACCAAAGGGGACUGUGAGGCUUUGACCCACAUUAAGGGUUUGCUUGGAAGGAUGGAGAAACUUGAGAAAGAAGUGGCAGAGCUGAGAGAAGUUUACAGCCCUCAGAAGUGCUGUGGGGGAAGCCAAGCCCCCAGCUCUGUCCUGAGAGGGGCAGCGGGGUCUGCGGCACAGCCGAGGGGCUCUGCCAGCGCGACGUGCAGCGGGAACGGUGGCAACGGGUCCUGUGACACGGGAGAGCGCUGCUGCCGCUGUGGCCUCCCCGGCCUUGACUGCUCCCAGGUGCUUGCUCCUCAGAACCUGCAACUGCUGAACUCCAUGGAGAAGUCUCUGGCUGUCAGCUGGGAUCCAGUGAUUGAUGUGGAUAAUUACAUUAUCCACAUAAGCUAUUAACCAGUAGGGUAUGAGACAUCGGUGAAACAAGUCCUUGUGCCCAAAAAGCAGCUCAGCUAUGAGAUUGUGGGUCUCUGCCCUGGCACCACAUACAACGUUACGCUUCAUCAUGUGAAGAAGGGGAUUGCCAGUGGGCCCAAGUAUCUAGAAGCAAGUACAGUCCUGUCUGCACUCGGUGCCAUGUGGGUGAUGGAGGAGAUGGAACACUCCCUGGAAGUGGAGUGGGAGAACCCACCAACUGAUGUAGACUAUUACAAGCUGAAGUUCAGAUCCUUGAUGGACAUGGAUGAGAAGCAGGUUAUGGUGCCCAAAAGCAAUGACCCUAAGAGCAGAUACAUCGUGACUGAUUCCGGAAACUCUGAAAUUCCGCUCUCUUAUGAAAGGGAGUUGAUAGCUCAACCAAUGUGGCAAAUGGCCACUGUCUCAUGGAAUAAAGUUGAAGCUCUCAUAGACAGGUACAUGGUGAGAUACACCUCAGCUGAUGGGGACACCAAGGAAACAGAGGUGGGGAGUGAAAAUGACAUCCUCACCAUACGAGAUCUGAAGCCAGGCAUGGAAUAUGUCAUCCACAUCUGGGCAGAGAAGGGGCCCCAGAGGAGCAGGAAGGCAAGCACCAAAGCUGUGACAGUGGACAGGUGGCUGGCAAAAGACACAGUCACAAUGUCCUGGGCUAGGGUCAGGCCUCUGAUAGACAGGUCCUUAGUGAGAUACAGCACAACUGAUGACACAAAGGACAUGGAGAUGGGGAAGGACAAGAGCAUCAUUGCUCUGACAGGACUGAAAAGAUUGAUCCUCCCCAAGAACCUCCGUGUAUCGGACAUGAGCCAUUCUGCUGGCGUGGUUACCUGGACUCCUCCUGCAGCACAGAUUGAUGGCUACCUUCUGACCUGCCAGGGUCAAAAAGGCACAAGCAAGGAGGUACAGCUGGGUCCUAGUGAGCAACAGUUUGUGCUGGAAGGGCUGGAACAAGGAGUGAAGUGUAUUGUCUUUCUGAUGGCCUAUAAGGGAGCUCACCAGAGCAGACAGACAGUACCUUCACAACAGGUGAUCAUAUGCCAGCAGUGUGCCCAGGUGGCCAAGAAGGCCAACAGCAUCUUGGCCUGUAACAGCACUAGUGUGGCCAGCAGGAGUGUUUCAGAGGCUGAGGCUGGUGAGCUGGAUUUCUACAAACGUGGGAAAAAUUACGUGGAAGUCUUUGGAGAUCCUGCUGGGGAAUUCUGACUUGUAAUUCUUUUUUUUCUGGGUCUUGACAAGCUGCACAAUCUCACAAGCAGCAGCUACAUCCGCUAUGAGCUCCGGGUGGGUUUGCAGACAGCUGAGUUUGCCUAUGCUGCCUGUGACUUCCUCCAGGUUGCCUUGAGCAGGGACAGAUGCAGGCUGUCUGUGGGGAGCUACAGAGGCCAUGCUGGGGAUGCAAUGACCUACCAUGGCUGGAAGUUCACAGCGUGGGACAGAGGCAGUGAUGUGGCUCUCAGCAACUGUGCUGUGACACACCAUGGUGUGUGGUGGUACAAGAGCUGCCACUUGGCCAACCUCAAUGGGAGAUACGGGGCGAGUAAGCACAGCAAGGGUGUGAACAGAGAAUCAUGGAGAGGCCAUGAAUUCUCCAUCCCUUUUACUGAGACGAAGAUCCAUCCUCGGUCUGCUAGUAAUGAGCCAAUCCUGGGGAGGAAGAAAAGGCCUCUGUCAGGGAAGUGGAAGAAG
This is a messenger RNA of Merops nubicus (carmine bee-eater), 2379 nucleotides long. RefSeq names its product tenascin-N-like. Gene Ontology annotation, molecular function: protein binding. NCBI's taxonomy places the organism in Eukaryota, Metazoa, Chordata, Aves, Coraciiformes, Meropidae. The record is from RefSeq and is a predicted model, not a curated record.